CGCGCCGGUAGCCAGAGGUGCUCGAGCCUUCGACCGGUUCGCAGCUGGGUGGCCGCCGCGCUAGCACCUUCCCGCCCGCACGCCCGUGCAGACAGGCCCGGACGAGAGGGCUUGGCUCGCGCCCAGUGCUCCCGGAGUAAACGGCGCACCGAGUGGCGAUGACCGCCGAGGAGAUGAAGGCGGCCGAGAGCGGGGCGCAGUCGGCGCCGCUGCCCCUCGAGGGGGUAGACAUUAGCCCCAAGCAAGACGAAGGCGUGCUGAAGGUCAUCAAGCGAGAGGGCAUGGGCACAGAGUUGCCCAUGAUUGGGGACCGAGUCUUUGUCCACUACACUGGCUGGCUGUUAGAUGGCACUAAGUUUGACUCCAGUCUGGACCGCAAGGACAAAUUCUCCUUUGACCUGGGCAAAGGGGAGGUCAUUAAGGCUUGGGACAUUGCUGUAGCAACCAUGAAGGUGGGAGAAGUGUGCCACAUCACGUGCAAACCCGAAUAUGCCUACGGUUCAGCAGGCAGCCCUCCAAAAAUCCCCCCCAAUGCCACACUUGUGUUUGAGGUGGAGCUCUUUGAGUUCAGGGGAGAGGACCUGACAGAAGAAGAAGAUGGCGGAAUCAUCCGGAGAAUACGGACUCGGGGUGAAGGCUAUGCCAGGCCCAAUGAGGGCGCUAUCGUGGAGGUUACACUGGAAGGGUACUAUAAAGACCAGAUGUUCGACCGGCGGGAGCUCCGCUUUGAGGUUGGUGAGGGGGAGAGCCUGGACCUGCCUUGUGGGCUGGAGAAAGCCAUUCAGCGCAUGGAAAAAGGAGAACGUUCCAUUGUGUACCUCAAGCCCAGCUAUGCUUUUGGCAGUGUUGGGAAGGAAAAAUUCCAAAUCCCACCAAAUGCUGAGCUGAAAUACGAAGUACACCUCAAGAGUUUCGAGAAGGCCAAGGAGUCUUGGGAGAUGAACUCCGAGGAGAAGCUGGAACAGAGCACCAUAGUGAAAGAGCGGGGCACUGUGUACUUCAAGGAAGGCAAGUACAAGCAAGCUUUACUGCAGUACAAGAAGAUUGUAUCCUGGCUGGAAUAUGAGUCGAGUUUCUCUAAUGAGGACGCACAGAAGGCACAGGCCCUUCGCUUGGCCUCCCACCUCAACUUGGCCAUGUGUCAUCUGAAACUACAGGCCUUCUCGGCUGCCAUCGAAAGCUGUAACAAGGCCCUGGAACUGGACAGCAACAACGAGAAGGGCCUUUUCCGCCGGGGAGAGGCCCACCUGGCGGUGAAUGACUUUGACUUGGCACGGGCUGACUUCCAGAAGGUCCUGCAGCUCUACCCCAGCAACAAAGCCGCCAAGGCCCAGCUGGCUAUCUGCCAGCAGCGGAUCCGCAAGCAGCUCGCUCGGGAGAAGAAGCUCUAUGCCAACAUGUUUGAGAGGCUAGCUGAGGAGGAGAGCAAGGCCAAGGCAGCAGUAGCUGCAGGAAACCAUCAUGCUGACAUGGAGAUGAAGGAUGACCAGAAAAAUGAUGUGGCAGGGAGCCAGCCUCAGGUGGAGACGGAAGCAUAGCCUCUACCCAGCCCUACUCCUGCGGCUGCCUGCCUCCCCUGCUCCCUCCCCUCCUCCACCCUGUUAGUUUUGUAAAAACUGAAGAAUUUUGAGUGAAUUAGACCUUUAUUUUUCUAUCUGGUUAGAUGGUGGCUUUGGGGGAAGGGGGAAAGGAGUAGGCUGGGGGAUCGGUUUAGGUGAUGUCACCCCCUCUUCCCUUCCCCCUUCCCCCAUUACAUGUGAACGAAUGUCCAUCCACACGCACACUCAUCAGAACGUUAAUUUAUUUUGCUGCUUCUGUUUGCUAUGUCCAUUUUUCAAAUGGUAGAAGGGAGUGAGUGGUAGGGAUACUUGCGGGGUCUGAUGUGAAACCAGGGUGGAGAGGGAGACUCCUGGGCAGCCAUUUUCCUUGUCCUUCCCUCCUCCCGGUCUGUUCCCAAACAUGUGGCCUCCAUGUGGGUGCUAGGGGCAUGGGGAAAACCACUGCUGUGCCCGCUACUGCUCUCUGUUCCCGUCCUCGCCCCAGAUGGUAUGGCUGAGAUGUCUUCUGGUGUCCUGAUGACCGCCUCUGCUGCCCCCCCCCCCAAUAUUUCCCUUUGGAUCUGUUUCCCUUCUCAGCCAGGUUGUGUCCCCAACCCCCUCAGCCUUUUCUCUGCACGUUGCUGAAGGUCCAGGCUUGCCUCAAGUUCUGUGCUUGAGCAAUAAAGUGGAAACGAAACCUGAGUGUCAGGCAACCUUUUUCUCUUUGGCCUCAGAGGGUGGGCAUGGUGGCUGUGCAAGUGCAACAACGAUGGAGGAGCAUUCUUUGAGCAUGGAGUGGUGCCCGCAUACGGGGCCUCCUGGGUGCUGCCCAGACCACUGCCACCACCGCCACCCCACUCCCCACUCCACCCCCACCCCCACAGCCUGGUGGGUUUUCAUAGCUCUGCUUUUGUUCCCUAACACUUAGGAAAAUAUAAACAUGUAAAAUACUGGGACCAGUUGUGUGUGUUUUGGUUAGAUUUGUCUACUUCUGCCUAAGUGAUCUAGCAGAAAGCACAGCUUUCUUGGUUUCUCAUCAAGGUAAAAUUCCUGUUAGCCAUCCCUCCAGUUAGACACCUUUUACACAAUUAAGGUGAAGAACAGUAAAGCCAGGGAACAUGCGCUGAGGCCCGCUUUCCAGCUUCCUCCUUGACCUUAAUAGAAAAAAGCUUACGCUUAUGCUUCUAACUAUGCGUUGACCUUUGGCUCCUAUAGCAUUAUGAGGCCCUCCGAGAAGCCAGGGGGCACAAAUCUGUCUUCUCCAGAUGAUCUUGCUUGUAGGCUAGAGCCUCUGUCUAUAGCCUUACCCUCUUCUCUCCAACGUAUGCCGGCCUGCACAAUGGUGGAGGUAGUCUGCCUACCUACAUGCCUAUACAGUUCCUCCCAGAAGAAAUUUCUCCAUGCUUUUCUAUGGAAGAUUCAUUUCUGUGUGAAGAUUUCACCCAAGUCCUACAUCAUGGUUGGUGCCAGAGCCAGAACUAAUAUUUGUUUUAGUCUCCUGAGUGCUCUUGCUGAGUUCACACAGUCCUGUGCCUCUGGGUCUUUUUGACAUUUCAAGAUCUGUCAUGCCCCUAUAGCCAACAACAGUAGCUAACUCACUAAGCACCUAGAACAUAAGCCUAGCAUUAAACCAGGAACCUCGUGUGAAUUAA
Messenger RNA from Lynx canadensis (Canada lynx), 3190 nucleotides. It is a transcript of the gene FKBP4, whose product is annotated as FKBP prolyl isomerase 4. The transcript has 10 exons. The record is from RefSeq and is a predicted model, not a curated record. The coding region runs from base 159 to 1538 and encodes 459 amino acids. Gene Ontology annotation, molecular function: peptidyl-prolyl cis-trans isomerase activity; protein binding. NCBI's taxonomy places the organism in Eukaryota, Metazoa, Chordata, Mammalia, Carnivora, Felidae.